AUGGAAGCGAAGGACAACCGUGCCUUCCUCCCGACCACCAUGACCACCACAUCUGCACCUGAAGCUGAACCCCAACCCCGACCCUUUUUGACCAUCACCUCUCUGCGGCCCUCAGAAAUCCCUCCAGAGGAGGAUAUCAUAGCCGAAGGAAUAAAGCUUAUCGAAUCGACUACAACCUGGAAGGCAGGCAAAUCCUUUUUCAAGGACACGGUGAAGACUUGUCACCGUCCGAAGCGACCUGAGGAUGGAGCUCCGUGGCAUUGUCGCGUCAGCGAGCACAAGCCGGAGGAGAUAGGGUUCGAUGCGUUGUGGGACAAGCUAGGAAAGAACAAGGCCCGAAAUGAGAUGCAAUUCAUUCAUGACAUCAAGAAAGUGACUAAAGUGAAGGAGAUAUCGUCGACUGCGACUAUCUGGACCUCAUACUACAUGUUUCCGCCUCCUGUAUCCCCUCGCGUGUUCACCGUCGUCCAAGUUACCCAUGUCUCCGAGAGCAAACCUCGUACUGGGAUUAUUGUCUCGAUCCCAAUCGAUAUAUCAGGCGACGAAGAGCUGCAUGCCUUGGAGGAGAAAGGUAUUAGCGUUGUGAAGGCCCGCUACACAGCCGUCGAGCGCAUCAUAGAGCUCGAAAACGGCAACGUCGAAUGGCGCAUGGCUACCUCGAGCACCCCUGCUGGUCUCAUCCCGACCUUUAUCGCUGAGAGUGCGGUGCCCAAGAAGAUUGCAGCCGACGUCCCCCAGUUUCUGAAAUGGUACCAGAGUCUUGAAUCUAAUAAGUGA
Messenger RNA from Cyclocybe aegerita, 777 nucleotides. The record is from the annotation of a GenBank genome assembly. Lineage: Eukaryota; Fungi; Basidiomycota; Agaricomycetes; Agaricales; Hemipholiotaceae.